UUGGGCGGCGAGGAGGAUGAGCCCGAAGGUCUGGGUGUGGUUUACAAGUCCACCCGCUCGCCCAGACCCGCGGGGCCUGAGGACAUGGGGGCGACGGCCGCCUACGAGCUGGACACAGAGAAGGAGCGGGACGCGCAAGCCAUCUCGGAGCGCAGCCGGAAGGUCCGCGAGGAGCGGAGGGGCAAGGACGACGACGGGAUCUACCGCGGGAGCAACAACUACCAGAGGUACCUGACGCCCAGGGACGCGUCUCGGGGCGGCGCCUCCUUCGGGGCGGCGAGGAAGGGCCCCCUCCGCGCGCCCGGGCACCUGCGCGCCACCGUCCGCUGGGACUACCAGCCCGACCUC
Carlito syrichta (Philippine tarsier) is the source of this 348-nucleotide messenger RNA. RefSeq names its product RING finger protein 113A-like. The transcript has a single exon. The record is from RefSeq and is a predicted model, not a curated record. Lineage: Eukaryota; Metazoa; Chordata; Mammalia; Primates; Tarsiidae. Gene Ontology annotation, biological process: snoRNA splicing. Gene Ontology annotation, cellular component: U2-type spliceosomal complex. The annotation marks the transcript as partial.